This is a messenger RNA of Polyodon spathula (Mississippi paddlefish), 966 nucleotides long. Its product is annotated as homeobox protein Hox-D1-like. Gene Ontology annotation, molecular function: DNA-binding transcription factor activity, RNA polymerase II-specific; RNA polymerase II cis-regulatory region sequence-specific DNA binding. NCBI's taxonomy places the organism in Eukaryota, Metazoa, Chordata, Actinopteri, Acipenseriformes, Polyodontidae. The transcript has 2 exons. Gene Ontology annotation, biological process: regulation of transcription by RNA polymerase II. Gene Ontology annotation, cellular component: nucleus. The coding region runs from base 10 to 915 and encodes 301 amino acids. The record is from RefSeq and is a predicted model, not a curated record.
UAGGAGGAAAUGAAUACUUACUUUGACUAUUUUUCAAGUGGAGACGUUUUAGCAUUGUCAGCUAAGUUCUGCCAUGCUGAACACAGGCCUGGCCCCCUGCAACCUUAUUCCGUUCCCGGGGAGAGUACGGGGAGUGUGCCAGUAGGUGCAAAUUUCCAAGAUCAGCAUCGAUCUCAUACUCGUUCACCAAUCAUGUUUCCGGGUACUUUAGAAAUACCCUACGAUAGCAGUCAAAAUGCGUCCGAGUUCAGCUACCUGGGCCAGGGUGCAGGAUAUGGUUCAACAUAUGGAUGCCACAACGAACCAGACGACAGCGGGCCACAGGUCCAGUACAUGACCUCUGCUUACCAGGGAAAUGGAUCAUUUCCACUUAACCAUGGACAAUCUGGCUACAACAGUUUUGGCGAGCAAGAUCGUUACAACCAUUGCAAUAAGGAACAGCGGGAUCGUGAUAUUUAUUUGGAAAGUUAUCAAAGUAUUUCACCUUCUCAGGAAAGUUACCCAAAACAUAAUUCUCCAAGUGAUGAGACACCGAUCGCAGCAAAUACAUUUGAGUGGAUGAAAAUCAAAAGAAACAACCCCAAAACUAGUAAAGUGACCGAAUGUGGAUUGACCAAUACUGUCGCUACAGCGCGGACGAAUUUUACUACCAAACAACUCACAGAACUCGAAAAGGAAUUCCAUUUCAAUAAAUACCUAACCAGAUCCAGGAGAGUGGAGAUAGCAACAACGCUGCAGCUAAACGAGACCCAGGUGAAGAUCUGGUUUCAGAACCGGAGAAUGAAGCAAAAAAAGAGGGAAAGAGAUGGCCUUACAGUUUCGGCUGCCUUUAGCUCAAAUAACUCGGACACUUCAGCCUCAGAAAACAGUUCUCCGAUUUCAUCUCCUUCUUGCUCUCCAAAAAGUUCUGCAUGAGUUUAGGCCAAUGAUUUUUAACUGUUAAUAUAUGUUUCCGGUUAUUUUCAG